This is a messenger RNA of Thlaspi arvense, 1886 nucleotides long. The record is from the annotation of a GenBank genome assembly. Lineage: Eukaryota; Viridiplantae; Streptophyta; Magnoliopsida; Brassicales; Brassicaceae.
CCACAUCUACCGUCAGAAGAAGAAAACCGCCGUCUAACUUUAUAGCAAAGCAUCUGGACCGUUGAUCGUGUAAACACAAACCCGAAGUUAACGGGCGUGAUAACGGAGAACGUGAGCAACUUCUGACGAGAAGAAGAAGACAAAAAGAAAAGAAAACAAAGGCACAUGACAUGAUUCUUUCACCCUUUCGUCUCCCAAUCUCGAUUCCUAUUCUCUCCUUCUUCUCUACUUUCCAUAGUUGAAUUUUUCCCAAUACAGUAACAUUUUUCAGUUCAUGAGAUAACAAUGGCAGGAAGCGAGAUUCAAGAACCGUUUAGCCUUAGUUUCCAGGCGAAUUCUAUUCACUCUGGAUCGAUAUCGUUUGGGAGAUUCGAGAAGGAAGGUAUAUCAUGGGAGAAGAGAUCAUCGUUCUCACACAACAGGUAUCUUGAAGAAGUUGACAAGUGUUCUAAACCUGGCUCUGUUACUGAGAUGAAAGCUCAUUUCGAGGCUCAUUUCAAGAAGAAAGGGAUCCGGUUUCCGAAUUCUCUUGAAUCUCAGACUUGGGGAGCUCGUCAAACAGGUGAACCUCACGUUGAUGAUGAUGAUGAUGAUGAUCAUGCUGUAUAUGCAACCGAAAGCUUAGAUGAUGAUCGAUCUGAUGGGAGUUUCUCGGAGAACACGAGUCAAUCAGACAGUCCUUGUGACUACAAACAUGAACAAGAGGAAAGUGAUCGUUGUGUGAGCUAUGAUGAGAUUGUGGUGAAUUCGGAUGAUGUUAUCGAGCUUGAUGAAGAAAGAGGGACUCUUGAUGUUCCUUUAGACAAUGAUGAUGUUUCAGUGGAGUGCAUAGCUAUUAAAGAAGAUUGCUGUGAGGAUCUUGGACUCCAUGAGAUACCAUUAGAGAUUGAGGAUAAACUGGAUUGUGCUACAGUUGAAACAGAACCUAGACUCGGUCAACAUGUUCCAGAAAAGCCAUCUGAUGCUAAUGAAAGACCUUCCUCCUCCUCUGCAUCUACAAAGAGACAUGAUGUAACUCCAAAAGCUGCUUCCAAGAAGACAAAGAGUUCUCCUCUAAGUUCUUAUUCAAAAAGCAAUGUAGAUGCCAAGAGCCAAAAGGUAUCAAGACCAAAGAAAACAGUUCAAUCUCAACCUCCAACACCGAAGAAAACCACCGAGACUCGAGCUUCUCUUACUACAAACAGGUGCAAGACUGGUGCUUAUUCUCCUAAGCUGGAGAUGAGUACAAAUGUUUCUGGUUUCCGUUUCAAAUGUAGCGAACGAGCUGAGAAGAGAAAAGAGUUCUAUACGAAACUGGAGGAGAAAAUACAUGCCAAAAAAUCAGAGACAAACCAGAUUCAGGCCAAAACUCAGCAAAAGGCAGAAGCUGAGAUUAAACAAUUUAGAAAAAGUCUUAACUUCAAGGCAACACCAAUGCCUUCAUUCUACAACACCAGUACUAAACCGGUGUCUCAUAGCAAGACCGAGCCAUCUAAAAUCGCGUUAUCGAAACCACGACAUACAACAUCAGUCACAGUAACGAACAGGGCGGUCACGAGAGUUGGUUAUAAACACGGUUUUGAAGAAGGUAAAACGGUAAAGGUAAUGGUCGGUAAUAAAAAACAGAGUGGUGCUAAAGAUUCGGAUUUGCAAAAGGGUAAUGUUAUGGCGGUUGAAACAAAACAAAAGAUUGGUUCUCGAAGGAGCGGGAACUAAACGGACAGGUGGCGGUUUGAAUUCUGCGGUUGGCUGCGUCGCGUUGCGAUCAAUCAUCAUCCUAUGCUUUUGUUUAUCGUUUUCUUAAGCUAAAAUUUGUAAUUGUGGAAUAUAUACUUUUAACCAAUAAGAUCACUCGGAAUAGUACUUAUUACUUAAUAAUAACAUGCAUAAUCUCGAUAAUUUGGCAA